CCUCUGUUUUUCUUGAGAGAAAAAAAAGAAAAUAUUAAAGCAGAAUUCUGGCCAUUUCUGAAUAUGCCUCAUCCUUGUCAAGACUACAGCUCCUCUCACACGCCGACGUACUGAGAUCCAGCUUGGAAAGGAGACUCCAUGACCAGAAUCUCCACAUUUGGUGUCAGAAGUGGGAUUGAGAGGCUUUGUGGCUUGAAGAAGGUCGGACCGAAGUGAAAUAUGCCAAAAGCUCAGUCUAAAAGUUCAAGAGGUGAGCCUGCAGAAGAAAGUUUGGAAGUGGGGGCUGUUGAUGAUGGCAGUGUGGGUGCAGCUCCAAGUGGUGAAUCCAAGGACCCUGUCAACAUGAAUGACAUCGCCAGUAUGAUGCAGAUUUGUCUCCAGUUCCAGCGUGACCUGGGGGAAAAAUUAGAAAAGGAGACAAUCAAGCAGGAUAAAAGGUGGCGACAGCUCCAAAUCCAAGUUAACAAUAUAAGAGAUGACAUGAAGCAGCAGAGAGAUGAAGGUGUCCCCAGCCAGAGUGCAACACCUGAACUGCCACAUGAGGACGAGCAGCCAAGCUUCAGUGGUGCUGAGACCAGACCAGGAGACAGAGGCUGGGGUCAGGCGGUUGUUCCUCGGCUGGAAGAAGAGGAUGAUAUUGAGCAGUACCUGACCACCUUUGAGAGGCUAGCGGUGGCGUACCAGUGGCCGGAAAUGGAAUGGGCUGUACGGUUGGUUCCACAUUUGACUGGCAAAGCACGAGCAGCAUAUGUAGCUAUGGCAGCUGGGGACUCACUGGACUAUAGAAGUGUCAAAGAAGCCAUUUUAGCAAAGUAUGCUAUUAAUGAAGAUGUCUACAGGCAGCGCUUCAGAGAGCCAGAUGUUCAGCCAAACGAGAGCCCAAAAGAGUUUUACAAUAGACCAAAGGACUUGUAUCACAACUGGAUUCAACCAGCCAAGAGAAACAAAGAAGAAAUUGAAGAGAUCUUCAUCCUGGAACAGUUUUACCGUUGUCUUUCACCUGAACUCAGAGUGUGGGUGCGGGAGCGCGAACCCAAGUCUGCAAAAGAGGCGGCUUUUCUUGUGGAAACCUUUCUAGCAGCCCGAAGAGGCCCAAAAAGUUUCCGAUUUGAGCCGACACAGAAGUCAAGCGCCAUACGAGGUAAGCCAUCGGUAACGGGUGGUGGUGGUGGUGGUCCUGGAGAGGCUGAAUCAGUAAGACCCACUGAAAAACCCAGCAAUUUAAAUAAGGCUAGGACUGCAAUGCCUGUUUGUUUCUACUGUGGUCAAGAAGGUCAUAUCAAGCCUAACUGUCCAGUUAGGAAAGCUAAAACGGCCUACUUCUGUACAGUGCCACGCCCCUCUCAGACAGAAAACAAAGUUGUGGGAAAGAGGCAGGUUGUAACAGCUAAAAUUAACAACAAAGUGGUGGAAGCUCUUCUUGACACCAGCAGUGUUCAAACUUUGAUUCAUCCAUCACUGUUAAAUGACAGAGCUAUACUCGGGAGAACAGUACUUGAUAUAUGCGUGCAUGGUGAUCACAAGUCCUAUCCUAUUGCAGUGGUUUACCUUGAGAUAGCUGAGCAAACUUUUCUGAUGUCAGUUGGAGUUGUUGAUAGCUUGGCCUAUCCAGUCAUUUUGGGACAAGAUCUUCCUAUUCUUCAGGAAUUGGUGGGAAAUUGUAAACCAGUAAAUACUGUAACAAGGUCGCAAAAGCGGACUCAGAAUUUGACACAAGAGAGUGAGACCCAAAAGGGCCCUGUGUCAAUGAGACAGUCUGGUGUAAAGAUUUAUAAAAAGGAUGCACCCGAUGUGACUAACUCUCUCUCAGAGUUGCCAUUUUUCGAUGUCAUAUUGCCAGAACAGAAUGUUAAGAUGAGGAAAACCAGGGCACAAAAACGUAAAGAGAAGAUGUUGGGCACAAUUAGAAAAAACUGUAGUUAUCAAGAGCCUGAGGUGCCUAAAUGUGAUGAAAUUGAUUUCAUGCAGCUCCAACAUAAAGAUACAUCACUACAAAGUUGCUUCAGGAAUGCAGAGGUCGAGCAGGGUCGUGUAGCAGAUAGAGGUUUUUUUCUCAGGGACAAAGUUCUUUACUACAAAGAUAAUCAAGAUGAUUAUGCCAGGUUAGUGGUUCCACAACAGCUGCCUGAACAGGUGUUGCACCUGGGCCACAGUAUUCCCUGGGCAGGUCAUCUAGGCACAAGGAAAACCUUAGACCGGGUGGCUAGUAGAUUUUAUUGGCCAGGUCUUAACACUGAUGUACAGAACUUUUGUCAGUCUUGCUCAGUCUGUCAACUGGCAAGCGAUAAAAAUGUCCCUAAAUAUCUGCUCCAACCACUGCCGAUCAUAGACGUUCCAUUUAGUCGCAUAGCCAUGGACAUUGUGGGUCCCGUGGAACGAACACAGUCAGGAAACCGCUACAUAUUGGUUAUUUGCGACUAUGGCACUAGGUAUCCAGAAGCUUUUCCACUUCGUGACAUCACUGCUAAACAAAUUGCUUAUGCACUACUGCAGCUUUUCUCUAGGGUGGGAAUUCCUUCAGAAAUACUCACAGAUCAGGACACAAACUUCCUCUCAAACACACUGAAACAGGUUUACAGGCUUUUAGGUAUUAAGAGUAUUAGGACCACUGCUUAUCACCCCCAAACCGAUGGCUUAGUGGAGAGAUACAAUCGAACUCUUAAAAGCAUUCUGAGGAAGUUCAUCUCCAUGAAUGCUAAAGAUUGGGACAAGUGGCUCCCCUAUUUACUGUUUGCCUAUAGAGAGGUGCCUCAAGCUUCCACGGGGUUCUCCCCUUUUGAACUUUUGUACGGAAGGCAGGUCAGAGGACCCCUUGAUGUACUGCAAGAAGCCUGGGUAGGCGCCCAGACAAAGAAAACAAGUGUUCUUGAGUUUGUUUUGCAGAUGCGAGAAAAAAUGGAACAGACAACCAGACUUGUACGGAAGCAGUUGGAGAAGGCACAGCAUACACAGCAAACCUGGUAUGACAAGUCGGCGCGCCAAAGAUCUUUCAACCCUGGCCAGCAGGUAUUGCUACUUCUUCCAACAGCUGAAAACAAACUAUUGGCAAAAUGGCAAGGCCCCUAUACCGUGCUGAGAAAACUGAGUCCAACAACAUAUGAGAUUGAGAUGCCUGAGAGGAGAGAUCCAAAACAAACCUUCCACAUCAACUUGCUAAAGGAAUGGAAAACCCGGGAUAUGCCAUCCCAGCAGCAGUUGUUUGUUCGGACUGUGGAAGAGGAGGAUGAGUAUGAUUUUACGCCUUCUAAUGAGAACUUUGCUUCACUUGACCUCUCUCAUCUCUCUCUGAAGCAACAGGAGGAGUUACAAGCCAUCAUACCAGAAGGAUUGUUUCAGGAGAAACCAGGAGCUACAGACUUGGUGGAGCACAAUAUUCAUCUGAAAAAUGCCAACCCUAUCAGACAGAAAAUGUACCGGAUCCCUCAGAGACUGGUUCCGAUCUUGGAGGAGGAGAUCACUGUUAUGAAAGAGCUGAAGGUAAUCGAGCCAUCUACCAGUGAAUGGUGUAAUCCUGUAGUCUUGGUGGUUAAGAAGGAUGGAACCAUCCGGUUUUGUAUUGAUUUUCGGAAGGUUAAUGCUCAGUCUAAUUUUGAUGCAUAUCCCCUUCCUCGGCUGGACGAUCUAAUCGAGAAGGUGGGCAGAGCCAAAUACAUCACAACCCUUGAUCUUUGUAAGGGGUAUUGGCAAGUUCCUUUGUCUGAUGAUGCUAAACCUGUGACUGCUUUUAGAACCCCUCAAGGACUGUGGCAGUUUACAAAGAUGCCAUUUGGACUCCAUGGAGCACCUGCUACUUUCCAGCGCUUGAUGGAUAGAGUGUUGAGGGGUAUGACCACCUUUUCUGCAGCAUACCUUGAUGAUGUUGUUAUUUAUAGCGCAUCGUGGCAAGAACACCUGAUUCACUUGGCGGAAGUGCUGAAGAAAAUUAAAGAGGCAGGAUUAACCAUCAACCCACGGAAAUGUGCUAUGGCCAAAUCUGAAACCCAGUACUUGGGUUAUGUGCUUGGAGGAGGAAUGAUUAAGCCAGUAAUGGACAAAGUUCGAGCAAUCAGACAGCGAGAGAGACCAACCACCAGAAGGCAAGUUAAAUCUUUCUUGGGCUUGGUGGGAUGGUAUCGCCGGUUCAUUCGUAACUUUUCAGCGAGGGCCGCACCUCUGUCCGAUUUAACCAGUCCAAAGAAAAUGAAGUUGGUGUGGGGAGAGGAGCAGGAUCAUGCUUUUCAGGAUCUUAAAGAGGCUCUGUGUCAAGAGCCAGUGCUGCAAAGUCCAGAUUUCAACCUACCCUUCACAGUCCAAACGGAUGCCUCUCUUCGAGGAAUUGGAGGAGUUCUACUGCAAGGUUAUGGAGAGGACAAGAGACCUGUGGCAUACAUCAGCAGAAAGCUUUUUCCCAGAGAGACUAAGUAUUCUGCAGUGGAGUUGGAGUGCCUGGCUCUCAAAUGGGCUAUUGACACUUUCAAGUACUAUCUACUCGGGAGGGAGUUCAAGGUGGAAUCUGACCAUCGAGCAUUGCAUUGGCUGGAGCAAAUAAAAGAUACCAACAGCCGGAUCACACGUUGGUUUUUGUCUCUCCAACCAUAUCGGUUCUCCAUCCAGUAUCGUCCAGGAAAGCAGAACAUAGUUGCUGACUUUUUGUCUCGCAACGUGGUUUGCGAGCCUGCCGGAGGGGGGGGGGAGAAAUGUGAGGGAGAGGCCUCCCCUCACCAUACUUAAGUUCAGGUACUCUUGUACAUCUUUUACACAUAUCAUUUAUUUAGUGUUUUGUUUACAAAUCCUUUUCUUCUUUGAGCUCACUUCCUGUAGGUGUGGCUGUGAGUGCACGCAUGGCUGCAUCCAGGAGACCCAGCUGAGAAUGAUUGCUGUGCUGAUCUCUGAGCUGAACCAAGUGGACUCAAGGGGGGGGGGGAUAUUUGUUUCAUUUGUUUAAUUUCUGUUCUGUUAUUUUGUUGCGUGUAGUUAAGUUAAAAUGUGUUAAAUUUAAAGUGCAAGAGUAUCUUGUGUCGUUUUAACUCUUCUGGGAACGUAGGUUUAGGUGGGAGGUUUUUUAUGACUUCAUUUGGGUUUGGUUUAGUCUUCCACUAUUUAAGAGGGUGUUUUCUUGUUUGAUGAGGUUUUGCUGGUUGAGGGUCAUGUCCUCUGUAAGUCCUCUGUUUUUCUUGAAAGAAAAAAAAGAAAA
This is a messenger RNA of Oryzias melastigma (Indian medaka), 5173 nucleotides long. RefSeq names its product transposon Ty3-I Gag-Pol polyprotein. Gene Ontology annotation, molecular function: zinc ion binding; nucleic acid binding. Bases 220 to 4710 code for a protein of 1496 amino acids. Gene Ontology annotation, biological process: DNA integration. The record is from RefSeq and is a predicted model, not a curated record. Lineage: Eukaryota; Metazoa; Chordata; Actinopteri; Beloniformes; Adrianichthyidae. The transcript is spliced from 2 exons.